AUGAUCGAGUUGAUCGACGAGAACUUUGUUCUCGUUCUCAAUCCGCCUGACAAGGUUUUCAGUCGACUCCUCAACACCAUCUCGAUGACGGAAGGCUGGGCGUUUCAGGAGAAUGACUACAAUAUCUGGGCGCACGAUUAUUCGAAACAUUGGCUUUAUACCGUACAGCAUAGAGGUAACGACUUAACUCUUUUCAAAAAAGCAGAAAUCUCUAUGUUUGUUCGAAUUCUGGAGAUUACUAAACUAGUUGAACAAAAUAAUCCACAAUAUCAGUUUUACAGGCACCGGCGAGCACAUCGCUUGCAUUUCGCUGGCUAAAAGUGAGAUGCGCGAUGGUUCUCCCCUCUACACCGUCGCCUUUUUCUAUUGUCUGACCGAGUAUCGGAGUCAAGGCCUCGGAAAGGUUCUGUUCGACAAGAUCGCCUCGAUUUACGGCGACCAUAACUGCUCGCUUUUCGGCGUUGGCACCAUGUGGAAGUGGUACGAGAAGCGCUACGGUUUCACGCAUCUUCAACCGUACUUCCACUGGUCCGCUUCCAUUGCGUGCAAGGAUUUGAUCAUUACAAACGAGGAAAGUAAGCUGAAGAUUGAAGAUGUGAACUUGAGAAAAGUUAUGGAGUACGAUGCGACUGUUUGUGAAAUGGAACGAAUCGUUUCGCUUAGAAGUUGGCUGACGGCUCCAGGAGUGCAUGCGAAGGUGACAAUUUUUUUCCGGUUUCACACAGAACACACAAAGCUCACGCUAUUUCUAGAUGGCGAUCUCCUCAAACGGCGCGUGCAUUGGGUACGGGGCAGUCCGUGAAGUGACCCUCAACCGGCUGGCCGUCUCGCCGCUCUACGCCGAUUCUCCGACCGUCGCCGCUCGAAUUCUCCGCUCCAUUCUCACCUCGUUCGACUAUUCGCCCUUCGACUCGAUCAUUCUGGUGUUCCCCGCGUCCGCGCCGAUUUCCGCGUUCCUCAAUCCGCUGUGCAACGGAAAGUUCGAGGCGCACGAGUUCAGCCGCAAUCAGUUCACCCGAAAAGUGUUGGAUGUCAACGAGUCGAAAAUAUUCGCUAUUCGACAUUGCGCACACGGAUAUGUGUGA
Caenorhabditis sp. 36 PRJEB53466 is the source of this 1085-nucleotide messenger RNA. The record is from the annotation of a GenBank genome assembly. NCBI's taxonomy places the organism in Eukaryota, Metazoa, Nematoda, Chromadorea, Rhabditida, Rhabditidae.